Molecule: messenger RNA, 1212 nt
Organism: Mandrillus leucophaeus (drill)
Lineage: Eukaryota; Metazoa; Chordata; Mammalia; Primates; Cercopithecidae
Gene: GAL3ST2
Product: galactose-3-O-sulfotransferase 2
Exons: 3
Coding region: 1-1212 (403 amino acids)
Biological process (GO): glycolipid biosynthetic process; glycoprotein biosynthetic process
Cellular component (GO): membrane
Molecular function (GO): galactosylceramide sulfotransferase activity
Source: RefSeq, a predicted model, not a curated record
AUGGGCUGCCAUUUCCACAGGUACUUCCGGGUCAUCCUCCUCCUCCUCCUGGCCCUGACUCUGCUGGUGCUGGCCAGAUUCCUUCUCACGGACUUAGAGCUUGUGACACCCCUGUUUGGGGGCCAGGCCAAGGGGCCGCCGGUGACCAACAUCAUGUUCCUGAAGACGCACAAGACGGCCAGCAGCACGGUGCUCAACAUCCUCUACCGCUUUGCCGAGACCCACAACCUGUCCGUGGCACUGCCCGCCGGCUUGCACGUCCACCUGGGCUAUCCCAGGCUCUUCCUGGCACGCUACGUGGAAGGCGUGGAAGGCGUGGAAGGUGUGGAAGGCGUGGAGCCGCAGCACCACUUCAACAUCAUGUGCAACCACCUGAGGUUCAACCUGCCUGAGGUGCAGAAAGUCAUGCCCAACAACACCUUCUACUUCUCCAUCCUGAGGAACCCCGUGUUCCAGCUGGAGUCCUCCUUCAUCUACUACAAAACCUACACCCCCGCCUUCCUGCGCGCCCCGAGCCUGGACGCGUUCCUGGCCUCGCCGCGGACGUUCUACAACGACAGCCUCCUCAAGAACGUCUACGCCAAGAACAACAUGUGGUUCGACUUCGGCUUCGACCCCAACGCGCCGCGCGAGGAGGGCUACGUGCGCGCGCGCAUCGCGGAGGUGGAGCGGCGCUUCCAGCUGGUGCUCAUCGCCGAGCACCUGGACGAGUCCCUGGUGCUGCUGCGGCGCCGGCUGCGCUGGGCGCUGGACGACGUGGUGGCCUUCAGGAUCAACGCCCGCAGCGCGCGCUCCGUGACCCGCCUGGCGCCCGAGACCCGGGAGCGCGCGCGGAGCUGGUGCGCGCUGGACUGGCGCCUGUACGAGCAUUUCAACCGCAGCCUCUGGGGGCAGCUGCGCGCCGAGCUGGGGCCGCGGCGGCUGCGCGGGGAGGUGGAGCGGCUGCGCGCCCGGUGGCGCGAACUCGCGACCCUGUGCCUGCAGGACGGCGGCGCGCCCAAGAACCGCACGCAGAUCAGAGACCCGCGCCUGCGCCCCUACCAGCCCGGCAGGGCCGACAUCCUGGGCUACAACCUCCGGCCGGGCCUGGACAACCAGACGCUGCGCGUGUGCCAGAGGCUGGUGAUGCCUGAGCUCCAGUACAUGGCGCGCCUGUACGCCCUGCAGUUCCCGGAGAAGCCCCGCAAGAACAUCCCGUUCCUGGGGGAGUAG